GGACGUCCCGCGAUGCUGGCUCGAUCACAACCGCUGGCAGAAAUGCUAUCGCGGCGUCACUACUUUCGAAUAAUCAGACAAAUUGUUACACGUCUCAGAUCAUCUAAGAUGAGUUAAUUUAUAUCGAUUUUGUUGAGUUUUAUGUAUUAUUUAUAGUUUGUUUCGGACGGCCGAAGGUCGCGUCCUUUAAUCGAUGAACAAUUAAAAGUGACAGUGUGUGACUACCCGCGUGGACAGACACUUUUUGAUACAUAUAUAUUUAUAAAAAAAGUGCCAACGCAUAACAUAGCUUAGUAUACAGGGACUAAAAAUAUCUAUAGGAACUCUCAAUAAAUUGCAUCUUCAUGGAAUAUGGGCAUCUGUUUAGACACUGAACAAAACAAUGAGGAGCAGGACAGAGAGAGCUAUGGGGAGUCCCGCAGGGGGCGCGAGAGCGCGUGGGGCGGCGCCACACCGCCCGCUGCCGCCUUCCCCAUGCAGAACUCCAGCCACGUCAAGUUUGAGCCUCCGACCGUGCCUGUUAUAUUCGUACUUGGAGGGCCGGGCAGCGGCAAGGUGACGCACUGCGACACGCUGGUGCAGGAGCGGCGAGGCCUCGUGCACGUCAACAUGACCGACCUGCUGCAGCAGUACGCCAUCGGCAACGACAUGCAGGACUUUGGUUCGCUAUCAAGCCGCACAGUGACGGAGGUGCUUAUGCUGGAGAUGAAGAUGGCGCCCGCCGCUGGCGCCUACCUUGUGUCCGGUUACCCGCGCUCCAUGCGAGACCUCGCUGAGUACACCGACAAGAUCCAGACAGUGAGCGGAGCAGUCGUGGUGAGCUGGCGACAGCGCGUGUUGGAGCGGCAAAUAGAGUACGGCGCGCGGCUCGGACACGUCGUACUCAGCUUGGCGCGGAUGGAGCUUGCACAUUUCUACAGACACGUCGUGCCCGUCGCUGAUUACUUCGACCACACUGGAAUGCUUAUUGUGGUGAAUGGUGAAAGAAAUCCCGAAGAAGUGUACAAGGAUUUCCGAGCUGCUGUCCUGCAGAUCCUGGGUACUACAGAAGAUGAGAAUAUUAAUGGCGUCAGUGGAGUAGGGGCUAAUGGUAUACCAGGGGAAAUAGUUGGCGUGGAGCCGGCGCCCGUUGGGAUUAGAGGCAGAAGCAUCAGGAGUCACGGACCUGAUGGCAGGGGACAAAUUCCAGACGGCGGUAGACAAGAGCCGGUGGUGGUCGACGAACCCUUGCCGGCAGCAGUACCAGUUGUGCUGCCUGUCAACGGAAAUGUUGAAAGGAUCGUUAGUCCAAAGGCUGAGGUAAUAAGGGUGCGUGGUGCGGCGACGCGUGCGUGCGUGGUGUGCGUGGUGGGCGGGCCCGGCAGCAACAAGGCCGCGCUCUGCCAGCGCGCCGUUGCGCAGGCGCACGGCUGGACACACUACAGCUUGGGGCAGCGUCUCCGCUCGCUGGCGGAGUCUGGCGGCGGGGCGGCGUCCGACGGCGCGCUGAGCCGCGCGGCGCUGGCGGGCGGCGAGCUGGUCUCCAACGAGCUGGUAGGGCGGCUGGUGCGCGCUGCGCUCGGAGACGCCGCGCGCACAGGACACGGGCUAGUGCUGGACGGCUACCCGCGCGAUUUACAGCAGCUGGAUAUGUUCGAGAAAGAGUUGAAGCUAUCGCCCCGCAUGGUGCUGGUGGACUGCUCGAAGCUGCAGCUGGGGCGAGGGCGGCGCGACGACUCCGUGGCCGCCUUCCGCCGCCGCCUGGAGGUGUUCCGCGAGCUCAGCCUGCCCAUGCUCAAGACGCUCGACCACCAGCACAGGCUCACCAUUGUGGACGGUGACACUGACUCGGCAGAAGUGCAGGAAGAGUUCACACGAGUGCUGCUGGAGGAGAUGGAGAAGGCGGAGGCGCUGGCCGCCAUCCCGCAGGACAAUCAUAUCACACAACCAGAGGAGACGGCGUUACCGCAAGGGCUGCCGCGCGCCAACGGUGUUGCCAACGGCGUAGCGCGGGCGCACAAUGGCGUCUUUCACAACGGCGCACUCGCUAACGGCUUUGCUGCCAUCGCUAAUAACAAGGUGAAACCGAUUAUAAACAACAUAAAUAGGAUCCCAACGAUCUCACAAAUGACACACGACGACGUCAAGAGAUUGUACCAGCAGAACACUGGAGACGUUUCUCUCACACAUCACAUCUGAACAAUCGGUGAUAUAAAUAACUUUAAGAAAAGUACGGAAUAAUCGUAAAGUACAAAAAUAACCUAUAAAUUGAUCAAAUCAAAUUAAAACGUUCUUAAGUAACACUUAACACUGCACCCAUAAUUUAUGUUUAGGUUAAUCAGCUUUAAUUUGUAUUAUUAUUUUCGCAUAGCAACACUAAAAUAUUACUUUUUAAACAAAUCCAACGGUUAAAUCAAUUAAUUUACCGAACGUACCUGAGAAUAUAGAACAAUGAGAUAAAGUAAAAUGUGCCUAAACUAAUAGUUCUAAUCGAAUUUUAAACACGUAGUUUUAGGUUAUUUUACAGUUAGUAUGAUAAAAUAGAAAUAAAACUACAACUUAAGUUAUAAGAGUCAAGUCAUCAAAAUUAAUAAUUACGAUAUAUGUUUAAUUCAUAAAAUUUUUGAUUAAUAAAAUUGUAGUUUUAAAAAAUCUAACCUAAAAAUAUUUAAAAUACGCACAUAAAAGUCAAGUGCCUUAACACUAUGUGGUAUUUUCGGUCGAUGUCUAAAGGACAAAAUUAUAUUAUUAUAUUGUAUAUGGUAUUAGAUAAAAGUAAAUUAUUACCUUAAAUAAUAUGUUAACUAACUAAUUUGGAAUAAAAGUUAGCAUUUAUUACUAACUUGAGUUCAGAAAUUACAUUUUCAUAAUUUUGGUGACCACAUUACCCAAAUGUAACUUUGUAUACGAUCUCAUGUUUAUUAUUUUUGUAAAACGGA
Molecule: messenger RNA, 2918 nt
Organism: Papilio polytes (common Mormon)
Lineage: Eukaryota; Metazoa; Arthropoda; Insecta; Lepidoptera; Papilionidae
Product: adenylate kinase isoenzyme 5
Exons: 12
Coding region: 352-2178 (608 amino acids)
Biological process (GO): UDP biosynthetic process; CDP biosynthetic process
Cellular component (GO): nucleus; cytoplasm
Molecular function (GO): ATP binding; UMP kinase activity
Source: RefSeq, a predicted model, not a curated record